UCUGCACAACGAAAUCAAAAGUUUUCUAAUCUUCAGUUUCUUCCGCUCUUCACCUUCAAAUAAUUAACGUUUUGACUUCGGGCGCACUUGUCUUUUCUUUUCCCCCUUCAUACCUUGCUGAAAUUCUCCCGUGGGACAACGCGGAAAGCUAACAGUUCAAGAAGCAAUCGAUUUGGCCGUUGUUAUUCCGUUCUUCUCUAAGUAAGAAAGAUGUGUAUGCUAUUUCUAUAUGUGAAUCCGAAUCCCGGAGCUAAUGGAUUUUAUUUGAUUCUGGCGAAUACUAGAGAUGAAUUCUUUUACCGUCCAAGUAGAGUUGGCCAUUUUUGGGAGCACAAUCCAAACAUUAUAGGAGGCAUGGAUUUUGAAGAAGGGAAACAAGGUGGUACUUGGUUGGCCAUGAACACCAGUGGACAAGUAGCUACGCUUCUGAAUUUAAUGAGGCCGCUCUCAGAUAUGGAUGGAACAAAAAAAGAUAGAGGUUUCCUUGCCGUUAAAUUUUUGGAAAGUGGAAUAGAUGGAGUGAACUAUCUUCAGCGACUCCGCAGAGAGGCUGAUAUGUACCAAAGCUUUCUUUUAGUCACCAUUGAUGUCAAACCCAUGAUGGGAGACGUAACGGCCGCCUAUUACACAAACGAUGGAGAUGAAGGCCCAGUUAUUCUUAAGAAAGGUGUCCAUGUAUUUGGAAACAGCUCUCCCUCACAACCUUGGAAAAAGGUGAACGCAGCUAAACAAAUGUUUGAAGAAGUAAUCUCACGGCAGCCAAAUUCUUCACAAAAGGAAGAGCUACUAUCUGAUAUAUUUCGAGUUCUUAGGAAUGACACAUUACAUUACCCAGAUGAGCAACUGGACCGCGAUACAGAAGGAAGACCAGAAGAAUAUGUGAAACAACUUAGUGCCAUUUUUAUUAAACCAGAACAGGGCAUUUAUGGCUCAAGGACACAUACAGUUAUUCUUAUCGAUAGCCAUGGACACGUUGAUUAUGUGGAGAAAACUAUGAAGGAACCCAUCGAUGUAACAUCAAAUAUUUCUUGGGUGACUACACGAAUGCAAUUUACCAUUCAAGAUUCAAGUCGAAUUGUUUCGCAUCUGUGACCUUCAAAAUUUUUUCUUGAUUGAGCCGUAAUGAAAACAAGGCAAAUUUUCUACUUCAGAAAAUACAACAAAGAGCAUUUAAUUAACAGGUCACAAUUAUAUUUAUUUUGCAAUUCGUCAUUCACAAUUUUUCUUCUCAUUUAAAGUAUGAAAAGAGUAGAAUUUAAAUUCUGAUGUCUCUGAAAUUAUAUAAAUUUGUAAAUCCAUUCAUCUUUGUAUUUUUUUAAAAUAUAAAUCAGAUAAAAUGGAUGUUCUUGAGAAUUAAUAUUGGCUACAACCUUAUUUAUGACAAAAAAAAAUAUCCAAUUUAUCUUCAGAAAAUCCCCAAGAUUAGUAAAAGGACUACAAUUUCAUUCUUUUCUUUUCAUUUAAGAGCUAAUUUAUUUUUAAAUAUCUUGGACACAGAAAUAAUAGUUAAAUUGUAUGACAGAAUGAUUUAAAUAAUAAUUUUUGUUCUGUCAUCAGAAAAAAACAUGAAAAUUUUCAAAACUAAGAGGAGUAAAAAUUAAAUUUAUAGAAUAAAUUGUUAGAUUUAUUAGAAUUCAUUUAUAUGUUAAUAGUUUAUCAACUAUUUUUAUCCCUUAGAUAAUUUUAAAAGAUAAUAAAUUCAUUUAUACGCAGAAGAUUACUCAGCAUAAUUAUUUCAGUAAUAUUUCCCUUUCUAGAGAGGAACAAAGAAUUUCGUCCUCACUCUAUAGUAAAUAUACAGUUGAAGUUUGAAAUGAUGAAGUGAUAAAAUAUUAAAAUGAAAUUAGUUGCUAUAAUAAUUUUUUUUUCAUCGUUUUAAAAUUUUUCUCCUAAAUUGUAAAAAUAAAGUAAACUAAUAAAAGUUUUGUCUAAAAAUACUUCGAAUUUUGUUUCCAGUUGCAAGUUGCAAGCGAUGCUACCCUUUUUUUAAUGCAAAAUAACAAGCAUUUUGUUUAAGUAAUUGCUUUUUAAUAUUGCUUUAUCGUACUUUGUGUCUAUCUUGCAAUAAAAGUGAGAUGUAAAUAAAACAUAGAUUUUUAAAAUAAAUUACAUUUCCAAUUUUUUAAAAAAAUAUUGUUUAUUACAUAUGAGACAUAAUUUAAGAAAGGUUUAGUGACAUUUUCGAAAAUGAUAUAAUUUAUUAAUCCUUUAUAUUAGAAACCGUAUUAUCGAAAAUUGUAUUAUUAAUAAAUAAAUCUAAAACUUAUAUAGACAAAGAAUAAAUAAAUAUUUUUUGUUAAUAAAUUCGAUUAAAAAAUAUCAGUGAUUAAAUAUGCAGAUAUACAAAUGUGUCAAUUAACAAUACACAUCUAUUAACCAUUUAUGAUUAUAAUCACUCUGGGUUGCAGCUUUGCUAUUUGAAUAUUUAUUGUUAUUUUGAAUUUAACAUCAUAUAUUUCUUUUAUAGCCGGUUCUGUUUUUAAUUAAAACUGCAAGCUC
Molecule: messenger RNA, 2499 nt
Organism: Argiope bruennichi
Lineage: Eukaryota; Metazoa; Arthropoda; Arachnida; Araneae; Araneidae
Product: transport and Golgi organization 2 homolog
Exons: 7
Coding region: 211-1092 (293 amino acids)
Biological process (GO): Golgi organization; protein secretion
Cellular component (GO): Golgi apparatus
Source: RefSeq, a predicted model, not a curated record